AAAAAUAAAGUAUAAAGUGAUUUCUAUCGUCGCGUGUCACGCGUCAUAUGCAUCGGUUUCAUUUUCAAACCACCUUUUAUCGAAUAUAAAUUUUCAACGAUUCGCGAGUGAUUUCGAGUCGUAUUUACACCUCGAUUUGUACCUCGAUAAAAGAGUGAAAUAAUUACAGAGUGAAGAAAAUACAUAUAUAUAUAUAAUAUGAAUCGUGGAAACGUACAAUUUUUACUUUUACGCGUGUCGAUCGUUAUCGCGUUGUCCGUUUACGUUAACGGAUCGAAAAUGAAAGUACGGCCAUCGUUAAUGGUGGGCGAAGAUGAAAGUAAACUGGACAAUUUCUUGUACGUCGUUAACAACACGAGAGAUCAACCGUGCAUUUUGGCAAACGUGUCAAUUAAUUUCGCGAUACCGUACGAGAAGGAGAAUAAAACUUUCAAUGUUCCAAACGAUGCUGCGGUACAAGGCCAUUGUUCACCCGUAGCGUCUGAAAUGGCAUUGAGUUGGAAAGAAGGAAAAACUGAUAAAAAUAACACGAUUAAAUUUACGUUCGUCAAUGAUCACACCAAUUUCACGGUUUUUUCAAUCGAGCUUAACGUUUACAAGGACAAGGAAAAAUUUCCGAAUGACGGGGAUAAAUGGUUCGUAGCAAGAUCAGAUUUGGACCUUCAUCUGUUCCCCGCAUUCUUGGAGAACGGAAUUCACAAGUGUGAAAAAAAGGAAGUGAAGUUGAACGGCACCGAAUUAAUCCUGGCCAACGUUUCUUUGAUCGCGUUCAAUAACAAAAAUGAUAUUUCCUCGCGUAAAGAAGUGACGAAAUGCGUGGAUCCCGAAAAAGACGGGAUCAAUAGCAAAACUUUCCCUUACAUUGCCAAAUGGAAGAAUAACACGAUUUGUGGAUUGUUAAGAGCCUCGUUUACCGUGCAGAUGUCGUAUACGUUAACGGAUUCGAAGACGAAAGGUAAAAAUAUAACGGUUCCAACCACGGCUAAUGCCGUAGAAUCUUGCACAACUGACACGUUCGAAAUAGAGAUAGUUUGGGGCGAGGAGCAGCACAAAAAUUCAAUUUUACUUCAUUUCUCCAAAAUGGGGAAAAAUUUGCUUCGCUACGUAAUAAUUAACGUUUUUAUGGACAAAGAAAAUUUUCCGGAUGCCAUAAACGCAGGUAAAAAUGCAUUAGCUACAAAAUCUACCAAUUUGUUCCCCACACCCGUAAAUGGAAUUUACAGUUGCACGGAAGAAAUCGAAAUAACGACGGGAUACGACAUUAACGUUACGAUAAGCGAUAUUCUGUUGAUCCCGUUCGAUCCCGUGGAGAAUAAUUUGGCAACGAAAAAGGUGGCCGAUUGUAAAAGCAAUAUUUCCGAGUAUGACUUUCAUUACAUCGUGCGAAACGAUAAAAAAAUACCUUGCAUUCUGGCGAACAUGAACAUAUCAAUCGAUACGAAUAAUUCGCAAAAUAAAGAUGUGAUAAUUGUUCCAUCCGAGGCUAACGCAACCGGCAUUUGCGACACUAAGAGGUCUGAAAUGAAACUGGCUUGGACAAAAUCUGGGGAAAAGGAAGAGAAUAAUAUUAUAUUUUAUAUAACUCGCAAUAAAACUGAUAUCUUUAUUUAUCAAAUAGAGGUCACUAUUUCCGCGGACAAGAUACACAAAAUGUCAGAUUUUGGUCUCGCUCUGUUUUCAACGCCCGGAAUUUACAAUUGCACUGAUCAGAAUUGGCAGAUAAAGCUGGACGAUGUAACGAUUAACAUAAACAACGUGCUGUUCACCGCGUUCAAUACAGAUGAAAAUCUUGAUUCGAAAACAGUGACGGACUGUUCGAGAAAUCAAGAUUCCACCACAUCGUCGAGCGCAACAACCGAAACAAAAUCGACGACGACCGACCAAUCAUCGACCACGCCCGUACCUGAUCCUUACGCGAACGAGUAUAAUUACGUGGUGAUAAACGAGAAAACGCACGUGGCUUGUAUCGCGGCGAACAUGACAAUUUCUAUGAAAGUACCUUACGUGACGAAAGAGUCUAAAACGAGCGAAGCGAUUUUAACGAUACCCGCGGAUAGCGCGGUGAACGGGAAUUGUGGGGCCAAAAAUUCGAUGAUGGAGUUGACUUGGCUGGAAAAGUCGAAGGGAUCGAAUUCGUACAAGGACGAGAAAAAUAACUCGUUUAAGAUUAAUUUUCAGAAAGGCGAGUCGAAUUAUUUACUCCAUUCCAUCGAGUUGAACAUUUACAUGGAUGAAACGAAUUUUCCCAAUUCUAAUGACGAAAGAUACACAGCUGUGGAAAAUAUCGAUAUAAUUUCCACACCUUUGAACAAUCUCUACAAAUGCGGUGACAAUACAUCUGUAAAAGUCAAAGACGUGGACGUGACCAUCGCCAACGUUACUUUGAUCGCGUUCAACACCGAGAAGAAGAUCGCUACGAAGUCGGUAAUGUGCAUUCAGGACACGAGUUCUAACGUUGGAUUGAUAAUAGGAUGUAUCAUCGGAGGUAUUAUGAUCCUCGGUAUAUCUGCGCUGUUGAUGUAUCUAUAUUUCAGCGAAUGUUUUUCAUGUUCUAUUUUUUCCAAUUCACGAUAAUAUAGGAUAAUAUAAUUUUUUUCCUUUUUUAUUAUUUUUUAUUAUUUUUUUGAAAGUGACACGAGUCCAUUUUUGGAAAAAACGUUGAGUUGAUUGGUUUACUUGUUUCAACGAGGUACAGAUAUCCUCUUGUUGCAUUUAUAAUCGUACAAUUGAUAAAAAAAAAAAUGUUAUCGCAGUAAGUAUUUUUGUUAAAAGUGGAAUAAGUCCAGUUCGUAAUAUAACGAUGAGAUUGAGAAAUAAGAUUGAAAUAAGUUUAAACAAAUUCAUUAUAACUAUAUAUAAAUGAAAUUAUUUUUUAAUAAACUUGAUCAGUCGA
Messenger RNA from Apis mellifera (honey bee), 2893 nucleotides. RefSeq lists its product as uncharacterized. Lineage: Eukaryota; Metazoa; Arthropoda; Insecta; Hymenoptera; Apidae. The record is from RefSeq and is a predicted model, not a curated record. Bases 199 to 2574 code for a protein of 791 amino acids. Gene Ontology annotation, cellular component: membrane. The transcript has 14 exons.